Messenger RNA from Trichoderma harzianum CBS 226.95, 486 nucleotides. RefSeq lists its product as hypothetical. Bases 1 to 486 code for a protein of 161 amino acids. The record is from RefSeq and is a predicted model, not a curated record. The transcript has 4 exons. Lineage: Eukaryota; Fungi; Ascomycota; Sordariomycetes; Hypocreales; Hypocreaceae.
AUGUCACGGACCAACCAAUGUCAGUCAGUCAGUCUGGCUCUCUCUCUCUCUCUCUCUCUCCGGAGUUCACCGCCUAUGCAACUCGCACUCUCACUCAGUCCUGUCAACCUGUCGAAAAUGGCGUACUGCUUAUGGCAUCUUACUGUAAGGUUAGGUAGUCCCAGCAUGCAUUACUGCCGGCAUGAUGACAUUGGAUCGAGCCGUAAUAGGCUGUCAGGUCGGCAUUUAGCGGUUCCAGAUUGUUGCAGGGAAGCUCGUGCAGAGUUACAGGCGUUGAUCCAAAAGGCAGCUUGCGAUCGGCCUCCAUGGAACCAAGGACAGCCCUUUAGGCAAUUCCAGCCCAUGCAGUCUGAACGUCAUAACACCUUGACAAAAAGGCAUCAUUCUCAAAAAGUCAGGGCACGCGACGUCCAAGCGGCCGACCAACCUCCCACCGGCCCCACGGGCAAAGAAGAAAACACGAACAAGACAAAUCAUGAAUCAUAG